AUGCCGGGCCUCUGCAUCCAUGUGAACAACAAAAGACGGUUGUUUCAUAGCACUCUAUGCGAGGCUGUCCGCCUUCAUGUUUUUCGUCAGUGGCACAUGAAUGAUCUCCGAAGUUCUAAAACGCUGCUCAGUGUACAGUCAAAGCUUAGCCGCAUCGGAGGGGUCCCGCAGCCACAUAACGCCGGAGCCAUAAAGAACACCCGACUCCCGUACUCUUCCACUGUUGACUGCGAAGGGUCUCCACCGUCUCACCAGCCGGAGCAAUCACAUGCUCCUCCUACGCACGAGCACUCUCAACAAUCGAGACAAACCCUAGGGAUCCCAAUGAUUUACAUAUUCGGUAUCGGCUGCUGCUCCACCGUCCUCAAGCAGAGCCACCAGAAACUCCGAAACGGAAGAGGAAGAGCACCACCAAAAGUAAACCGGACGCCAUCUAUUCCGACAUUAAGCUCUGACGCCCAAGGAAAGGGCGCCGUUGGUCGGAAGAUCACCCCAAACGCAAUCUCGAAAGUUUUUAGGAGAGAAGAGGGGCGCGCGGGGAAAAGCAGCCACUAAUGCGUGUUCGAAUCACAGACUUAAAUUGCACAAGCACUUGAUCACUUUUAUAACGAAAACCGAAAGUGUCUUGUGACCUGAAUGCACACAGAAUCUUCUUUAACGAGGAAGGUGAUCCUAAUAUUGUUGCUUUCAUAAUAUUUAGGGUCCCUAAUAUUUAGCAUGUUGAUUUCAUAAUAUUUAGGCCCAAUGAUUAAUACAUCUGUCUUUGGAUACCAAAAUGUAAUUGCUUGAUUGUAAACAACACUUGCAAUACAUUAUAAUAAGAGCAUCUCCAACC
This is a messenger RNA of Raphanus sativus (radish), 835 nucleotides long. RefSeq lists its product as uncharacterized. The transcript is spliced from 3 exons. Lineage: Eukaryota; Viridiplantae; Streptophyta; Magnoliopsida; Brassicales; Brassicaceae. The coding region runs from base 1 to 555 and encodes 184 amino acids. The record is from RefSeq and is a predicted model, not a curated record.